AUGGGGCGGCGAACACCUGUUCACUGGGCAGUCCAGAUCUGCAUUCUAGGUGUAACUCUACUGUCGCUUGCCUCUGCAUCUCUAUUCCUCCCAGAAGAAUCUCCCACGGAGAUCACUUCAAACGAUGGAUACAGUUUCCUUGAUGAGACACCGCGGCUGACUCCUCGCGAUGGAAAGCCGUUUACACUCCGCAUUAUGCCCCUGGGUGCGUCCAUUACCUACGGAUACCAGUCAACCGAUGGCAAUGGCUAUCGACGGUGGCUUCGUCAGCAACUUCGUCACUCUGGAUGGUGGGUGAAUAUGAUCGGCAGUCACCCCAAUGACACCAGCACGAUGAAUGACAAUGAGGUGGAGGCCACGUCAGGCUUUAGAGUCGACCAGGUCACCGAAGCGGCCGAGAAAACCAUCCCGCAACAGCCAAACCUCAUUCUGAUAAAUGCUGGCACGAAUGACGCAAAUCAGUACAAAGACCCAGCAGUCGAUGUCUACAAGACAGGCGAACGGAUGGAUGCUCUUCUGACACGUCUGUACGACGCAAUUCCAGGCACUACCAUCAUACUAUCUACUCUGCUCCCCAGGGUUACCACGGAUAAUGAGAUCGUGAAAUUUUCCAGAUACAUUAGUGAUCAGUAUCGACAGAUUGUUGCCGCGCGCCGUCAACAAGGCCAACGCAUUGUCCUCGCUGAGAUGAGUGACUUCAUCAAACCUGAGGACUUGAUCGAUGGGACACACCCAACGGACUUUGGUUAUAAGAAAAUGGCCUCGGUGUGGUGGGAAGCUAUUCAAGAAGCCGAGCGGGAAGGGCUGCUCCAGCCACCAAACCACACAGGUGUAAGUGACACUAAGAGAACGACCUGCAAAAAGGAAUACGGAAGUGGUAAUAAGAGAGGUCGGGUUCAAACCCAGCGUGGGAGUGGGGCCGAUGACGGAAAUUAUGUCCAUAGCUCCAAGGAUAUGGGGCGCAUCUUCAGUCCGGCUACUACGAAGGAAGAGAAGGACUUCGAUCCUGGUAUCAACUACGCUCAAUUGGUGAAUAAGUUUGGUGCCCACCGAGAAGGUGCCUUGGAUGAGUUGGUUUGGACAAAGGAUGGGGAUGGUACGUAUAUGUUCAUUAAUAACAAUGAUGGGAAGUUUGGAAGUGCUGUCAAGAUUGACGUCAAGGAUGGAUGUCUCGCUAGAGGCGCCCGAUGGGGCGAUGUGAAUGGGGAUGGCCUGGACGAUUUCAUCUGCAUCAGCAGGGAGGGACACAUGUAUGUCUCAAUUAAUGAAAAUCAAAACAACGACAUUCCCACUUUCCGAAGCAUUGGACUGGUCAAGGACAAACCUGGUAAUGGCCUGGGUCAGAUCAACGUUCGGCUCGGCGACAUCGACGGGGACGGAAGGAUAGACUACUGCCUGAUUCAUAACAACGGUGAUAUUCGGUGCUGGCGCAAUGGUGGCCAGAAGGAUGCACCCACCAAAGAGUACGGUGGAUAUUGGCAAGAUCUCGGUAUCGUGUUCAAAGGUAAAGGAAUGGGAGAUAUCACCGGCGUGCGCCUCGUUGAUAUCAACGGAGACUUCCGCAGUGAUUGGCUAUGGCUGGACGACAAGGGUAAAGUAACAACCUAUAUCAACAAUCGGGGCACUGGAAAGAAUCUCAUUCCGGACUGGCGCGAGGCCGGGGUCACUCACGCUGGGAUGGGCGUCAAUGGCGCCAAAAAUCGAAUCAAGUUUGGAAGAGUGUAUGCUGGAGGUGGAGCUGACUACACCUGGAUCGAGUCUGUGAAACAAACGAAUGGCGACUGGAAGCAUUACGCCCAUGUCUAUAAGAACACUGGACACGGCGGUACCAAGCUGAAGGGUGAUGGUGUCUAUUACUGUGAUAUGCGUGGCACCGGUGCUGACGACUAUGUUUGGAUAUCAUCUGAAGGACGAGGCUAUCUUUACGGAAACGUUCACGAUCCACCUGUUUGGAAGCCAGAAGGAACUGAGAUAUUCAACGUCAAAAAAGACCGGAAAAGUCUCCACUUGGCUGACUUCGAUGGCGACGGAAAAUGCGAUCUGUGGGCUGUGAAUCGAGAUACAGGAGAAGCUGAGAUUUGGUUAAAUAAGUGGAGCGACAAUGCUCAGGGUGACUAUUUCCAGUACAAGGGAGUCCUUACUGGUAAUGCGAGGUGCACUCAGGGAUGGGGUGUAGGCCUCGAUGACUUGGGUCUUCGAUUUGCAGAUCUAAAUGGAGACGGUCGGGCAGACUACCUCUGUAUGGAUCCGGAUGGCCGUACGGAUGGCUGGUUGAACAAGGGAGAGAAUAGUUUCGAAUCAAUCGGUCAAGUCAAGCGAAGUGAAGGCUAUGACCGUGCAAAUCAUCGUUGGGCGGACGUGAACGGGGAUCGGAUGGCUGAUUUCCUCUGGAUCGACAAAUUCAACGGUGAUACCAAGGUGUGGAUCAACCAAGGCCCUGUUCCUACCUUGGACUCGAAGUGGAGAUGGGAGCCCCCAGAUGGUCCGCAGUAUAUGGGAGCCGACCGAGGAGCUAACAUGCAUUUCCCUAAUCUUGGUGGGCUUGGGCGAGCGGAUUAUCACCAAGUUAUUCCCCGGACCAACGUUGCUUAUACCUGGUUCAACGAAUGUCCCAACGAGGCUUUGGAUGAUGCUGAUAGCACCGAAGAUCCUGGAUUGCCUCAGUACCCUGCACCACCUCAGCCCGCUUCUAUAAAUAAUAUCGGAGCUAAUGACGCCAUGUAA
Molecule: messenger RNA, 2724 nt
Organism: Aspergillus pseudonomiae
Lineage: Eukaryota; Fungi; Ascomycota; Eurotiomycetes; Eurotiales; Aspergillaceae
Exons: 15
Coding region: 1-2724 (907 amino acids)
Molecular function (GO): phosphatidylcholine lysophospholipase A1 activity
Source: RefSeq, a predicted model, not a curated record